Messenger RNA from Chelmon rostratus (copperband butterflyfish), 999 nucleotides. Its product is annotated as neurogenic differentiation factor 4-like. The coding region runs from base 1 to 999 and encodes 332 amino acids. The transcript has a single exon. The record is from RefSeq and is a predicted model, not a curated record. Gene Ontology annotation, molecular function: protein dimerization activity. Lineage: Eukaryota; Metazoa; Chordata; Actinopteri; Chaetodontiformes; Chaetodontidae.
AUGAUGAUUAAGCCAUAUGUGAGACAAGGCGAGAGAGAGGAGGUCGUCAGCCCUCUCCAGUGGAUGGAUGGAGACGUGAGCUCACCUGAUGGAGAUGCGUCAGUGCCAUCGCACCGCUACAGAGCAGGUGGAGUGAACCAGCAGGCCCGGGAGAUGGGGAGUGAGGAUGCAGAGGAGGACGAGGAGGAUGAGGAAGAGGGGCAGGAGGACGAAAAUGAGUCCAAACGUCGAGGGCCCAAGAAAAAGCGGAUGACCAAGGCCCGGCAGGAGCGAUUCCGUGCGAGGCGAGUGAAGGCCAACGCGAGGGAGCGCUCACGCAUGCACGGCCUAAACGACGCACUGGAGAACCUGCGCAGCAUCAUGCCCUGUCACUCCAAAACACAGAAACUCUCCAAGAUCGAGACAUUGCGGCUGGCCCGCAACUACAUCUGCGCUCUGUCUGAGGCCCUGGAGGGGGGCCUCUCCACAGAGAGCAGGGCUUUCAUGGAGACGCUGUGUAAGGGGCUCUCACAGCCCACCACCAACCUGGUGGCCGGCUGCUUGCAGCUGGGACCAGCUUCUGCUGGUGGGGUGAGGCCUGAGGACAGACACAGAGUUCGGGCAGCACCCACCCCCAUCGGUGGCAUGGUGAGCUACUCCUCUCCAGGCCUGCCAAGUCCACCGUAUGGCACUUUUGACUCUGCUCACCUGCUUCACCUGAGGGCCAUGAAAGGGGGAGUGUAUGAGAACCACUCGCCAAAUGAGUAUAAUGCUGGCGGUGUGGGGACGCCUCCGUACGACGGCCCCCCGACACCACCUCUGAGCAUCAGCAGCAACCUGGUGCCCAAACAGGAGCCUUCACCCCACUACCCACCUCCACACCACUACUCCCCCUCCCCUGUGGACCAGGGCCUGUAUCAGACUCAGACCGGUUAUGACAUACACUUAGAGGGGCCGUAUGACUCCUACCAUCCACCGCACAUGCCCCCCCGACAGAUAGCCUCGGUCUACAGAGACUAA